Sungouiella intermedia is the source of this 282-nucleotide messenger RNA. The record is from the annotation of a GenBank genome assembly. NCBI's taxonomy places the organism in Eukaryota, Fungi, Ascomycota, Pichiomycetes, Serinales, Metschnikowiaceae.
AUGAGCAACUACACGCAAACCGUUGUGGAGCCUGCCAGCCACUUCGUCACCUACUGGACCAUUCUAUGGUAUCCAUUCACAAUGAUGUCUCAGAUGUACGAGCGAUAUUUUCACACCCCAAUGGUGGCCGUAGUGGAUACUGUUAUCUACUGUGGAAUGAGCUGCUUUAUCCUAGUACUUGCGUUGACAGAAGGAGCCAUAGGGUUUCUCAACAAAGCCCAUGACAAUGUCAGACUCAUACGAAAGUUUUUCCAGCUUCAGAUGUACAAGAAUAUCAAUUGA